AUGGGAUCGGGCCAGCGCACCGCCAGGCCGAGAAAGCCGCUGAGCCACCGCACCUUGGCGUUGGAUGAUGGGGUCACGUCCUGGAAUGAGACGCUCUGGCCGGUGCAGCUUCACGAGGCUCGCCGCUUUCGCGUGGACACGGAACGGGAAGCCUUCCUGCAGCACUUGGAAGAAGAGGGAUAUGCCGUGGCCUGGAGCACGAGCCGGGAGGGCCAGGUGGUGGCGGAUGUGCUGAGUGAGCAGGACAUCGGCCACGCACGCUCAUUGCUGUGGGAUUUCUUGGAGGCGUUGCCGCAGACUCGGGUCCGGAGGGAUGACGUGAAGAGCUGGGGAUGCAAGCGCGACUGGCUUCCAGAUGAGCGCAACGGGAUCCUGAACGGCUUUGGCUUUGGGCAGAGCGACUUCAUGUGGUUCUUGCGGUUGCGGCCCAAAGUGAAGGACGCGUUUGCAGCGGUUUGGAGCACCAACGACUUGUUGGUCUCCUUCGAUGGGGGCAACGUCUUUCGGCCAUGGCGCUUUGACCCAGCCUGGCGCACACUGGGAGGCUGGUACCACUGCGACCAGAACACGCGCUUGGGCGCUGCGAGUCGUGGUCGCUGCUGCGUGCAGGGCUUGGUGACCUUGUCAGAGGCCUCCAGGAACAGCGGCGGAUUGGUGGUGGUGCCCCAGAGUCACCGAGAUCAUGCAGAGGUCUGUGAGAGGAGCAGCUUAGCGGAAAGCUGUGGUGAUUUUGUACCCAUCUCUGUGAAUGAUCCAAUCUUGGAGAAGGGUCCUGUCCUGGUAGCGGCCAAAGCAGGUGACUUGAUACUUUGGGAUUCCCGCACUGUCCACUGCAAUACUCCUGGUUGGGCACCCGAGGCCGCGGCGGCCGCGCGGCGUGUUCCACUCGAGAGCGGGCGCGGGGUGGCUUGGCCCGGAUGGGCCAAUCGCAACAUGCGAACGGGCGAGAAACUUCCACCUCAGGGGACAGACAUGUCCAGUGUCCACCUGCCAAUUCCCGACAAGAGUCAGCUCCUAGCAAGCCAAAAUUCCUCCUUGCUGGGUUAUCCACAGCAGGAUCUUGAGGGAGAUUCCCAGUUCGCUUCUGGAACUGUUGGUGGAAUGCCUGCUCUCCAAAAGCACAGCGGGGAGAUAGUGCUUUGGUUGGUUGUUGCACAACCAGUGCGGAUUACACUUGAAAUUUUCCCACGAACCAUGUCCCUUCGUUUGUUGACCGUGUAUAAUGAGAUUGUGAACCAUGGAGUGGGAGCUGAAUACAUCGUUCUGUUGUGCCAGGCUGAAGGCAUGCCGUUCACGCAGUGUGCCCAAAUGGAGGAGUGGCAGUUGCUCCGUGAAGUUGGAUAUGUGUGCAUGACUCCUGCGGCGUGGGCAUCGGACGAAACGCUGGAGCAGCGGAGGAAAGCCUUCGAAGAGGGGAUUAGCACCAGUCAUUGGCCUCACAAGUGA
This is a messenger RNA of Durusdinium trenchii, 1446 nucleotides long. NCBI's taxonomy places the organism in Eukaryota, Dinophyceae, Suessiales, Symbiodiniaceae. The record is from the annotation of a GenBank genome assembly.